Molecule: messenger RNA, 624 nt
Organism: Caenorhabditis sp. 36 PRJEB53466
Lineage: Eukaryota; Metazoa; Nematoda; Chromadorea; Rhabditida; Rhabditidae
Source: the annotation of a GenBank genome assembly
AUGCCGUUCUAUGAAGUUAGCGUUAUCACACGAUCGUUGUCCAAGGUUGACCUGCGAACGAUUGGGAAGGAAAUUUUCAUUUCCGUUUCAGGCCGAUCUCGUCAAGGCGCUGACACGAGCUGGAAACACAUUGCUGGAUCAUGGGGCAGUCAUCGAAAAAGUUGAAUCACUGGGACACAGAGAUUUACCGUACAAGCGACUGGCCAAACAAACAAAUGAGCCUGUUUACGCUUCAAAGUUAGAACAAACCGCCGAAAUUAUGAGCUGAUUGAUCGUUUUCAGUUUUUUUCUUUUCAAAGCACACAUGUCAAGAGAAUCAAAGCAAAAGACGAAGUCCAUUUUAACGCACGAUCUGGAUACUGUCAGACAAUAAGCCCAACGACAAAUUCUAAGUUUUGUUUUCAGGUGCAAGUAGAUCUGAUUCAAGUGGACACACUCUCUCAACCAAAGAUCGAAUGCAAUCUGGAAGAGAUUCUGAAGGCGCCAGCAGAAAGAGAAGCCGUGAAGGAGCUUCGUGAGAACCAGAAGAUGGGUCACUUCACCCGACAGAUGAUCUACAAGCGAACGGAGAAGGAGUGGAAGAGCAUCCCGAAGAGUUACCCCAUCGCGCCGCCAAGGCCAUAG